ACAGUCUCCAUUUGGAGGAAGACUCGCUGUAGUCUCAGGGCGUCUGAGCUUCUUCUGACCCAGGAUGGGGAAUAUGAAGUUCUGCCUAUUGCUGCUACUUAGCACUUGCGCUAUAGCCCAGCAAGAAAGUGAAUCAAAUUCUUAUCCAGAAUGUCACUUAUCUAAAAGAUUUAAAAUCUACAAAAAAUAUACAUAUCGAUAUGAAGCUGAGAUCCAGAAUAUGGUUAAUGGAACUUCCCCUCUCAUGAAUGGUCCCAAAAUAUCCUGCAAGGUUGAAAUUGAUGUGCCUGUGGCAUGUAGCUUUGAGCUCCGUACCAGUGAGUGCUCACUAACUGAGGUGGUCAGAAUGGAUGCAAAUGGGGCGCCCAUCUAUGCACCUGCUGCUGAGGCCCAAGCUUUUCAAGCAGCCAUAGAAAAGAAUGUACUUAAGUUUGUAGUGGAGGGUGAGACAGGUGUGACACUCUAUCCUGAGGGAGAUGAAACCAACAUUCUGAACUUCAAGAGGGGUAUCAUCUCUGCACUGAUUGUUCCUGUCAUGGAGAAGGAGGAGAGCAAAGACAUGGUUACUGUCCAUGGAAUAUGUGCCACUGAUGUCAAGGUCAACAGCAAAGAAAUUAUUGCCACUGAUGUCACCCUCACUAGAGACCUGUCAGGAUGUGAUACUUUCAAAACUCAAAGAAGCCACAACAGCCCUCUUGCAAUCAUCACUGGUUUGCAAUACCCUCUGUCUAAGUUGAUUGGCAGUACCCAGACCUGUAACUAUAAGUUUGACAACCAGAAGAAUCACUUGACCUCUGCCAUGUGCACAGAGAAGCACAUAUUUCUUCCUUUCUCUUACCAAAAUAUGUAUGGUAUCUCUUCUCUUGUUAAACAAGUCCUAACUCUUGAGGGAACCAGCAAGAUUAAUGACAGAGUUUUUGAUUAUCGUUCUUCCAACUCCAAACACUUGGCUUUAGAGGCAAUGGAGGAUAAAGCCCAAGCCCAGACCUCUGAGGCUCUGCUGUUCAUCUUCAGAGAGCUAAAAUCCAUGAAAGAAAAACCAAAUCGGCAGCUUAGGGCCAGGACUUUCCAGAAUUUGGUGUCUGAACUCCGUGGACUCGAGCAUGAGGUUCUACAGCAGAACAUAAUUCAGAUGGUAGAAGAGGACAAUUUUUUGACCUGGCAGGCCCUGAUUCAGUGUGGCACCCCAGAGUGUGGCAGUGCCAUGUUCAGUAUUAUGAAGACCUUUGAUGCUGAUGCCAUUGAGGUAGAUGCUGCUGUCUAUGCUCUAGGAAUGAUGCUCAGACCUAGUGGCCUCUUGGUGAAAGACAUACUGGAGUUUGCGCAGAUGAGGAAGAGCAAGCCAAUAAUGUAUGCUCUCAGCAAUGUUGUAAGGAGGCACUUCCAAGCUGAGGGUCAGCUCACCUCUGAAAUCCUUGAGGUGUCUAACUUUAUUACAUCCAUUCUUGGAGCUGACUGUGCUGGCGAAAAAGAUCUGACCUACUUGACUUUAAGGGUACUUGGAAACAUGGGCGAGGCUAUGGAAGCAGCUGAUCAUAACAUAAAGACCACUCUGCUUAAGUGUAUGAGACAGCCUGCCACUACCCUAUCAGUACAGAUGUCUGCCAUCCAGGCUUUCAGACGAAUAACUGUGACUCCUGAUGUCCGUUCCAACAUUCAGAGAGUGGCCCUUUAUGCGAAAGGUGCUGUUCAAAAGAGACUUGCUGCUUAUCUUAUCUUAAUGAAGAAGCCAGAGGCAAGUGACCUGGAGGUUGUGAGAAAGAUCCUUACCCAGGACCAGAAUGUUCAAGUCAAGUCUUUUGUGGUUUCUCAUGUCUACAACAUUAUUCAUUCCAGGGAUCCUGAAAUUAAAGAGUUGGGCAAAACAAUAGUCAAGGUCAUACAGGAUGAUGAGGUGCUUACCCACUCAAACUAUACUCAGCUCUCUCGUAACUAUAAGAUGGAUUUAUUUAUGCCAGGCAAGGAUGUCAUGGGCUCCAGUACGCAGGGAAGCAUCAUCUUUGAUCCCAGCAGCCAGUUGCCCAGAGAAGUUAUGCUUGAGACAACCCUGAAAGCCUUCGGUUACAACCUUGACUUCAUUGAGUUUGGCAUGGAGGGCAAAGGAUUUGAGCCAACUGUUGAGACUCUCUUUGGAAGCAAUGGAUUCUUCCCUGAUUCAAUUUCCAAGGCAAUGUACUGGGUUGGGGACAAAAUGCCAAAUAAAAUCAAUGAAGUUCUGCAAGAAUGGGUUGAACCCCUGAGAACAGAAAAAACUAAAAGACAGGUUCCUGAGAAUAUUAUUAGGGAAAUGGUGCGGAAUUUCAACAAGCUUGCAAAGGAUCUAUACAACCAGGACUCCCCAGAGGCUAUUGCUUACUUAAAGAUCAUGGGGAAUGAGUUGGGAUACAUCAAGAGCGCCAAUGACAUAUCAGCUGUUGUUGACAGGAUGACCACAUAUAUUCAGGCCUUCAAGAACUUUCCUGCUUGGAUUACAAAGGCCUUGAUGUCUGUAGAUCAGAACAUCUUUGCUCACUACAUCUUUAUGGAUAAUGAGUUUUUCCUUCCAACUGCCUCUGGAUUUCCCCUUAAGUUUGCUUUGUCUGGGACCUUUGCACCAGGUUUUGAGGGUGGUCUGCGUAUUGAACCUGGCAGGGGUGUACUAACUUUUUCACCCUCCAUGUCAGUUGAAUUUGUUACCCGAAUGGGAGUCCACAUCCCAAAAUUUGUUGUUUCUGCUGUGGAAAUGCAAACUAAUAUGUUCCAUGAGAGCUCUUUUAAUGCCAAGAUGACUAAUAACAAUGGCCUAAUAAAGCUGUCAAUCCUGCCACCCAAGAACACUAUGGAACUCUUCAGAAUCAGCAACAAGUUAGUAAUGGUGGCCAAACCCCUGGUCACACUUGAUCCUGAGACAGGCGACAGAACUCCCAUAAUGAACUGCAGCCCCCUUUUUUCUGGAAUCAAUUACUGCACCACUAUACUCAACUCUAAAGCCGAGAGAAAUUAUCCAUACUUUCCUCUCAAUGGAGAGUCCAGUUUUGUUUUGGGUAUCCAACCUACUGGUGACAUCACUGAGUAUACUGCAGCCUUUGCCUAUGAACUCUUGAAUGAGGGCAAGGAAGGCCGCCAAAAGGUUGAUUCUCUAAAAAUGAUUUUGAAAGCAGAAGGUACUAAGGCCAAGGAGGUGACUGCCACUAUUAAGUACAACAGGAACAAGACUAUUCUAAUGACCAGCAUUGAAAUUCCUGACUAUGAUAUUGAGGCUGGAAUCAAAGUUGGAGUCUUUGACAGCUUUGCUAAAGGAAAGAAGAUCACCAUUGAUUUCUCCAACAAAAAUAUUAACCAGUUUUCUCUCAUUGGCCGUGCAAAACUUGAGACCAUGAAAGAUGGCUUGCUGGAAACUCAGUUGAUUAUGCCCUCACUCAACACUGAGGCCACUCUUACUGCUACCAUGAACUCUGCUGAAGAUUUGACUCUGGAACUCAAGAGUAACAUCAAGCUCCCAGAUACCAACUCUGUGCAGAAGAUUACCUUAAAAUAUGCUAAAGAUGAGCUGAAGAUUGAGAUGAAGUCUGAUAUGGAUUCAGAGAUCCAAAAGCUGAUGCCUAACACAGAACCUCUUCAGAGUCACAUAUAUCAGGCCUUUGAUAAUAUCAUGGAACAUAAAGUUGUAAAGACCGACAUGAAAUUACGUCACAUUUACGCAAAACUCUGGCAGGCUUACCUUAUUUGGAUGGAUAAAAUUGCUUCUGAUGUGCCCUACCUUCAGACACUUAGAAAGAGCAUUCCAGAACUGGUUAUUCCAUCUUUUCCUGAGAGGGUGUUUAUGAACAUAGAGAGCAUUUUCAAAUACAAGUUCAACAAAGAUCAUGUCACCCUCACCAUACCUUUACCUCUUGGUGGAAAAUCCUCUGAGGACCUGAGAAUCCCUCCCACCAUGAUCACCCCAGACUUAGUUAUGCCACAAAUUAGUGGCAUAAUUCUGCCCUCUAAAACGUUCAAUCUACCAACAUUCUCCAUUCCUUCUAGUUAUGACCUCUCAAUGCCUCUUCUAGGAAUGGUAGAGGUAUCAGCAAAAGUGAACACUAACUUGUAUGAUAUAGAGGCAGUUUUUUCUGGUGGCAACAACACUGUCAAUGAGCCCAGCUACAUUACAAGCUACAAAGUAGUUGCAAAAAGUCCUGUGGAACUUCUUGCUUUUACUGUGGAAGGAUCUGCCCAAAUGGCUGACAUUACAGAGGACAUUGCAAAGUUCGACAUAAUUUCUUCCCUGAAACAUAAGCUCAUAGAUGCACGCUUCAGUCUAAUGGAAACAGUCAAAAUCACAGAUGAAGUGAAAGCAACAGGAAAUUACCAGAUAGAAGCCUUGAGCCCUCUGGGUUUGCAAAUGUCACUAAAAUACACAACCAAGGCAUCAGUUUCUUCUGAAAUUACAGGCGAUGGCAGUUUAGAUGGAUCACUAAAAGUAGGAUCAAUGUCUGCUACAACUACUGCCACACAAAAAUUUUUACUUCAACCCAAAUCUAGAGAGGGAAGAGCGGAAUCUACUUUCAGUUUAAACUGUUCCAAUUUCCAAAUACUAAACAAGAUGAAAGCUACAGCGGCCAAUGGAGAACUUUCAUUUGAGUUGAACACUGACAUAGAGAAUGACCCAGUCCACCACACCACCAAGUUCAACAUUGAACUCAAGGAAGCUAGGUUUACCAUUAAGUCCGAUGCUGUCACCAGAGCUUAUGAGACCAAGUUUCAAAAUCAGGUAGAUUUUUCUGCAACUAUGAAGGAGAUCACUAUCAGGAUUGAGUCCCAGGUUGAUGACAACACAAAACAAGCUUUCUCCCAGCUUACUGGGUCUCUAAGCAGCCAGGGACUGGAGCUCAACAGUGAUGCCACAAUCAACUUUGCUGCCAACCAUGCCUCUAAUAAAGGCACACUGUCAUUCACCAAAGAUGGUCUGACCACUAGCUGCACCACUAAUGCUCAGAUCAGCUAUGUGACCUUUGAAAACAUUUUCCAUUGUGUAAUAACAAAUACAGGUGCUACAGUGUCUGUCUCCAGCAAGGGAUCAGUCAGUGAGAACAGCGCUGAACUCAAGGUUGAAGGAAGACUUGCAAGUUCAGAAGUAUAUCUAAACAGCAUGUACAAUGGUGACAUUUUCAAUGCCAACACCAGAAACAUUAUCACUCUCAAGCUGAAUGAAGAUGGUUUAAACUUCUCCAACAAAUUAAUUGCAUCAUUUCAAGAUAUUAAAAUAGAAAACACAGACUCACUGAUAGUUACCCUCAAAUCCUUUGCCAUGCAUUCUGAAUCCAACAGCUUCCUGAAUGAGAACAACCACUACACGCAUAACAUUGCCGUUGACAUACAUGAAUUCACAGCAUCUUUAAAGGCUGAAAAUGAUCUUAAAGUAAUUGGCAUCAUCUUCAGCAAUGAGGCCCAGAUGAAGGCAGACCCCUACAAGAUGGAAGUUAUUGGAACUCUGAAGGGAAUAUUUGGUGAGGAUCAACUGAGACAUGCAUAUGAGAUCACAUAUGCUGACCAGACAGCCACUGCAAAGUGCAGCACCAAUGGAAACCUCUUGGGCAGUCAAAUCACUCAAAACUCAGAAUUUGAGAUUAUUGGUUUUUCUAUAAAGCUCAGCAAUGAAGUGCACUUCAUCUCUCCCUCUCUCCAACUGGAAAGCAACAUCUUAACUAAAGUAGAACCUUUCAUUGUGAAUGUUGAGAACUCGUUUAACUCUGAUGGAACACUUAACCUGUAUGGGAAACACAGUGGCCAGGUAAAAAGCAUGCUGCUCCUUCAAGCUGAACCUAUGUCUUGCUCAUACAAGCAUGAAUGGAAGGCCUCAACUUCUCACCAGCUGAACAAUGGAAACUCCAUUAAAACGAACUUCCAGCAUAAAAUAACCAGCACUAUCACUCCUCAGCAGCAAAAGUUUAACUUCAAUAUGGAGUCUAUGCUGAAUGACCACACAUUUGACCACUCCUUGAAAAUAUUCAACACUCUAAAUAACAUGGGUAUUGCACUAAAAGGUACUGUGUCCACCAACCUUUUAAACAAAGCCAAUGACAAUCAAGAAUUUGGCAUCACAAGUGCACUGAAAUAUGAAAAGAACAAUGAUAGUCAUUUUAUUUAUCUGCCUUUCAUUGAUAAAAUUCCUUUUCUCAUAGAGGAGGUCAAAAUUACAAUGCUCACCAUUAAAGAUCAUAGCAUUGGCCUGCUUGAUGGAACUGAUUCUAUAUAUGACAUUACAGCCACUUUUAAAAGGAAAGUAAAUGAACUUUCCCAAGUAAUUGUACAUUUUGAUGUGGACAUGUUUUUCAAUGAUGCAAAACUUUUUGCCUCUGAUAUGAAAGCUGUAGUAAUGGAAAUGUUCAAAAACCUCCAACCCAUGAGGGACUUCAUUGACAAUUUGGAGCAAAAAACUGGCAUUAUCACCAAGAUAAAUGAAAUACUCAACAUAGUUGAUGAGAUUUUGGCAGAAUAUGAGAUUGAAGCAAUAGUUGAGAAAAUCAUUGAUGAUGCUGUGAAUUUAAUGAAAAAAUAUGAACUAAGGCAAACCAUGAAAUCAGCUGCAAGUUCUUUAAACUCUCUUGACCUAAAACCAGUAUUUGAUAGAAUCUUAAAACAAAUGAAUGAGCUGACAAAAUUACUAAAUAACAAAGUCAAAGAAAUGAUGGCUUAUGAUUUUGACACUUUGGCUGAUGAAGCAAAGCAGAUGGUCACUGACCUCAUUAGGGUUCCCUGCUUUGGAAUGCUGCACGGUGAGAUUGAAAUCAAGUCCUCGGAGCACACUCUGAAGACCAGUGCUGAACUUAAUAAUGCAACAGACAGAUUGACUAUUAACCUUAAUUCUCAGUUCCAGACUCCUAUUGAUCUCUUGGCGUACACCUUUGAUGCCACUGCUCACCUUAGCAACCCCAGAAUGAAAGAGCUGUCUCUGAUUGAGACAGUGAAAGCAAAUCACAUGGCUUUCACUCUUGAUCAUGAGGGAUUCAUGUCAAUCAAUGGCCCUAUUGCCCAGGUAUCUUCCAAGACCACAGCUAAGUCAACAACAGAACCAUACAGUGCUGACUUAGUGAACAAUGCAUUUCUGAGCACAGAGAAUGGCUUCUCAGGUACUUUGGAGACCUCUUACAUCCACAGCGUGAACAUGCCAGUGGCCAACAUCUUCAGUGAAGCCACAAUGACUCAAAAAGCUGCUGCUCAGCUGGAAUCUGGAAUAAUCAUCCUUACCCUUGUAAAUAAUGGCAAAGGAAUAUUGUCUGUCUUUGAUUAUUCUGAUGAAGGAACCCAUAAGAGUAACUUGAAGAUUCUGAUGGAUGUGGAGUCCAUAAAACUGACUUUUGAUGGUGACACUGACAGCGGUCUUCACAAGAUGAAGCAGAAGGUUGAUGCUGAGACUAGGGGUUUGACUCAAAUCAAGUUUAAUGUGCAUGCAGAGACAGAAACCCCUUUCGUCAAGAGAAGUAUUGCAGCAGUGAAAGGACAGAUUUGUUUGAAGGAACCCAUGUUUGAGCUGAGUGGAUCUCACGAUGCUGAAAUGAUCGGCAAAGUUGAAGGCACCAUUACCAACUCAGUUAACUUCAAGGCUGUGCCUUUUGAAAUUAUCUUUGACACCAAGAACAAGAAAAGCAUUAAAAUAAUGCUUCCAUUUAGAUUGUCCAGUAAAAUUGAUUUGCAGAACGAUAUGGCUUUAACUCUGAAUCCUUCUGUGCAGCAGACCAGCUGGGCCAGUCUUGCUAGGUUCAAUCAAUAUAAGUAUUCUCAUUAUAUUAGCAUGGCUAAUGGUGAGAAGGAAAUUCAGUUCUCUGCAUCAGUCAAUGGUGAGGCUGACUUUAAUGUGCUGACUUUGCCGAUCAACAUUCCUAAAUUGACUGUUCCAUUCCUUAACAAAGGAACACCAUAUGUAGAGAAAUUUUCUUUAUGGGAAGACACAGGCCUUAAACAAUUAUUGAUCACACCUCAGCAGACCUUUGAUGUGGAUGCAAAGUUUAAGUAUGUGAAGAACCCUGAGAUGUUCAACAUGCAACCAGUCCUCAAUUCUAUUAUAAUACCCAUUUUCACAACUGCCAAAAUCACAUCUGAUACAUAUGAUUGUUCUUAUUUUGCCAAAAUCACUCUUCCCAGUAUUAAGGAAUCAAUUAUGAUCCCUGUCAUGGGAGAUUUGAGCUAUGACUUCUCUGUGAAAACAGCUAUGAUCAUUAUAAAUACCAAGGCUGAGAUCCUUAAUAAAAAUGGAAUUGAUGCCCAGUUUGAAACUCAGGUUAGCUCUGAGUUUAACAUACUCAAUGGCAAAACCAGUGGCUCUGUCACCUUCAACAUAAAUUCGGGGAUGAAAUUGUUUACCAAUUUGAUUGUGGAGCAUAAACAUUUUGAAAACAAUUAUAAUUUAGUUUUUGAGACCAACACAGAAGUAUCAAAGACUGUUAUUUCAAAUAUUGCAAAAGUAAAUCUUCCAGAGGUGAAAUUUAUACUUUACCAAAAUUUAACUGGAAAUACAGAAGAAGGUCUUACUGUUUCAGUAUCAUCCCCAUCUGCUGGACUCCUGGGUCUUCAGCUGCAGAGCAAGAGCUUAUCCCACCACACAGGAAGACUUUUUGGUGCAAACCCAUCUGAAGAUGAUGUGGACAUUCUAAAGGUUGACGUUGCAAUAAAGGACCCAAACAAACUAAACUUCCAGAUGCAGUGGAACAAGGAGCUCCCUGGUCAAAUUAUUUUCUGGCUUAAGACGAAAGUUGCAUCAUUAAAGGAUUUGAAAGACACAGUAACAUAUUUCAUCACUGCACUUUACAAUGACAUCAGCAAUAAGUACAAUAAGCUAGAAAGAACUAUUGAUCACUGUCUAAAAGAACUGCCUGGAAUCCUGAAAUUAAGUGUGGAGAAGGCAAAGGAGCAUGUUAGCUCUAUCAAAUUUCAAAAUCUGAGCAAGCUCUCAUCCUGGAUCAGUAAAGUAUUCUCUGAUGCUGUCAACUCCAACAUUCUGAAUGAAGUAGCUGAGCAGGCUGAGAAGACCAAGAUAAUUAUUGAAGACUACUGUAAAACUGUCAAAGCCCAGGCCCAUGAUAUUUUUGCUGAGAUGACCCUUGAACAACUGAUUGAAGAUACCCAAGCUUGGAUUGAAUCUACUGUGACCCAUCUUGAAGUUCUCAUGAACAAAAUUAUUGAGACCCUCAAGGAUACCAAAAAUAUUCAGUAUUACAUAACACUGAAUGACACAGAAUUGAAUAUUGACAUUACUAUUUUAUUCAUAAAAGAUUUAAUCAGCAGAAUGAGUUCACAUCCUUGUACCAAGACAAUAAGUAGCUAAACAAGAAAUUAAUAUUAUUGUUAUGCUCACAAAAUACAAGCUGCUGUGUAAGUAACUAAUUUAGAAGUGUUCUGUAAAGAAAAUAACUGAAUGUUAUGAUACUGUAUUUAACAAGCAAUGUUAAAGUACCAAUAAAAAAAAAACAUUUUUACUGCA
Molecule: messenger RNA, 9439 nt
Organism: Puntigrus tetrazona (Sumatra barb)
Lineage: Eukaryota; Metazoa; Chordata; Actinopteri; Cypriniformes; Cyprinidae
Product: apolipoprotein B-100-like
Exons: 26
Coding region: 65-9283 (3072 amino acids)
Biological process (GO): cholesterol transport; cholesterol homeostasis; triglyceride mobilization
Cellular component (GO): very-low-density lipoprotein particle; low-density lipoprotein particle; mature chylomicron
Molecular function (GO): cholesterol transfer activity; low-density lipoprotein particle receptor binding
Source: RefSeq, a predicted model, not a curated record